AUGCCGGACGAUGAAAUGGAGAUGGCUGUUGAUUUCGGCCAACCUGGCUUUGGUGAGGAUAUCGACAUAGAUUUAGAUUUUCCAGCUGGAGAGCCCGAUGACGACAUGGACCUGGGAGACUUUGACGCAAUCCACGAUAUCCAGAACUUUAACACAGAUCCUCCUCUUGUCCCAGACUUUAACUCAGGUUCUCAUCUUGUUCAGAACUUCAACUCAGAUACCCGAGAUGAGCUUAUGGCAGAAGGUGAUGAUGCGUCCUAUGGCAUGGUUGAUGCUAUAGACAUUGAUCCCAACGCCUCGACUGCGCUUGUUACUGACGUUGAUAUUGAACUUGAACAAACUGUUGAAAGCAUCUGGCAACAAGAUCCACAGCAAGCGGCUCAUUUUCAGCCAGAUACUGGGGUUAGCUACCUUAAUGAGACUGUGGUAGAAAAUAUGGAUGCCGAAAAAAAUGAUGUUGAGGCUAGUGAGUGGCUGCCUGCAGCAACGACUUCCCAAGACACAGACAUCAUGGAUCAUGCCAAUAGCGUGUCUGUUGAAAAACUUACAGCUAUUCAAGAAACGUAUGAUGAAUCCCAUGAGGAAAACCCUACAUCCUCCCUCGAGAAUGUUUCCCCACCAAUCCAGACAUCGCAUAUCAACGCGGAAGCUUCUCAAUCCCCCAGCGCUUUAGAUUCGAAAGGGAUUGAGGAGCCAAGUGAGGCCAAUGAUGUACACGAAGAUGGAGUAGAACCUGAUAUGUCCCAUCAGUUAUUGACUGUGGACCAUGAUGAAGAGAGCGCUGGCCACACGAAUGCCGAUGAUAGCGGCAAACCUCAUAGCCCAGUUACUGAGGUGCAAGAAUUGCAAGAGCGUCCGGAAAAUGAUUUUCCUGAUGAAGAGUCUCAGUCAGAGCCCGAUCAUGCUGAGGAACAUCUUGUAUCUCAUGGCCUUGGACAGCUUGGACAUUCUGAGGCUAACAGGCCAGAUGAUGUGAAGGAAGAUCACGCUGAUCCAUCGCAGCCUGAGGAGGCAUAUGAAUCCGCUGAUGAUGCCUCACAAUUUCAUGAAGACACCACCAAUAACCAAACCGUUGCUGAUGACAAUGCCCCCCAAGCUGAUUCUUCUGCACUCAACAGUUUUGAUCCGGAAUAUGUAGAGGCUGAUAUUGUACGAAAGGUUGAGAGCGAUCAGAAACAGGAAUCUACUGGUGGGGUCGGUGAUAGAGAUGAUCCUGUCGAAAUAACGAACCGGUAUGGAGUCUACAUCUCAUACGGCGAGACAGAUUACCGGCUCUUUGCUAGUUCCGAUGAUGAUGACCCAAACCAAUAUUUCCUCACAGAUAAAGCGGCCCUCGACGUAUCUCUCUCCCAAUUUUUGACAAACCUACGGGAGGUGAUUUCUGAAGAAAUAUCCCCCUUGGAUGACUUGGUACUGGAAAUCGACGGCCUUGGCCUCGAGUUCUCCGAAUCUACAACUCCCGAUUUUCUUAGCAAGUUUACCUUCGGCGACCUAGUGAUCCUAUAUGAUAAGCUCGUUAAGAACGAGCAGGCAGAAUCAUAUCCCCCGAUUUAUACCUUUUUAUCAGUAAAGCCGAACUGUAGUCGACGUAUGAUGGCAUUAGGAGAAAGUGCAAACGCUGGCCGCGGCUUGUCUGAAGUUGGUCUGUAUCGUGAUUCAUCGCCGUUGCAAGAGGAACAAGUGGAUGAUGUCGGCAGUCCUGAUACUAACUUUUCAACUGGUGAUUACGACGAUGGUGAUACCGGAAGUAUACUUGAACAGGAAAAUUUCAUCGAGACUGGAGGAUCGGACACAGGUGAACUUGAAAACUCGCCCCCUCUAGAUACUGAGGCACAGCUCGAACAUGCAUCGGUCCACGACGAGGGUUUUGAUGAGGUACCCGAGGGUUAUGACAAUGAGAACGAAGAUAAUUCCGUGGACGACUCCGCCAAUGCCGUUGAUGAUGAAUAUCAAACCUCUAUAUCUAAGCAGGGUAUUUGCCCCCUCCAUCUGCCCUAUGCCUCUCCUUGUACAGCGGACAGCACUUGCUUGUGCGAUAAUUGCUACGAAGUCGAGCUUAACUACCUCGUCACGUCACCACCAGCUGAAUUUUGGUCAGCUCCUAACACAAUCAUGCGUUCAUACAACAAUAACCCUAAACUUUUGACCUUAAUGGCUAACCAUCCUAUGCCUGAAGAUGACGCAACCAGCGAAUCAUUAGCAUUUCAAUCACAGGAAUUAAACGACCACAAUCAACAGCCGAACGUGGAGCCAUCUGAGACUGAUCAACCAAAGCCUCUCGCAUCUGGAUUAACACCAGUAAACACGAUAGCAGCUGCUCCAAAUUCAGAGCAUACUAGUGUCACAGCUACCCUUGACGGCGAGGACUACAACGAAGAGCACGACGAGAUUGACUACAACUCCGACGAAGACGAAGUUGAAGAGAUAAUUCAUGUUGGCACCGACGGAGUAGAUGUGCAAAAGCAGUCCUUGUCGCAGAAAUCACAGGAACCAGUUGAUGACGAGAUCACGUGGGAAUCGGAUGAUGAAGAAGAAGAAGAUAAGAAUGAAACACAAGGUGAUUCGCCCAAAGAUACGGUACAAGUGUCAUCGCUAUCUAGAAAACGGAGUCAAGCGGAUUCGGACGGCUUGGAUGACGCAGGUGAAAAGACCGGUAUGGACCCUUCACAUCUAAUAUCAAAUCAGCCUACUGACUUGGAGCAGAACACAAGCGUCUUCGGUCUUGAUACCUUGCAGCCGUACCGUGACUCCAGAAUUUCCGACUUUCUACUUCUACAAACCUCACUAAGCACAGCAUCAAGCCCUCGUAACUGGAUAUUGUUGAUCCUACACUUCCAGCAUCGACGAGGAAUCCCCGACCCCACCCUACCUUUUCGACGACUACUCAGGAUCACUAACAAAAUUAGUAUUUUUGCGCGGCCAUUUAGAGCUUGGGCAUAG
Molecule: messenger RNA, 2940 nt
Organism: Xylaria bambusicola
Lineage: Eukaryota; Fungi; Ascomycota; Sordariomycetes; Xylariales; Xylariaceae
Exons: 2
Coding region: 1-2940 (979 amino acids)
Source: RefSeq, a predicted model, not a curated record